Molecule: messenger RNA, 1773 nt
Organism: Brassica oleracea var. oleracea
Lineage: Eukaryota; Viridiplantae; Streptophyta; Magnoliopsida; Brassicales; Brassicaceae
Product: CRS2-associated factor 2, chloroplastic
Exons: 6
Coding region: 1-1665 (554 amino acids)
Biological process (GO): Group II intron splicing
Molecular function (GO): RNA binding
Source: RefSeq, a predicted model, not a curated record
AUGGCGAUUGUAGCAUCACUGCCAGACGUUAACCUCUUCUCUUCUGUACCUUCAACGCCUCCACCAUCGGAGUCACCGUCACGUUCUUUCCGUCCUACUCCACCGAUUCCAAUCCCAAAGUACUCACCAUCCCGUCGCAAUCGUAAUCCCAGAACCGAGCCGAAGCCACAACCAAACCCCGCCCUGAAGCUUCCGCAUCGCCGAACGAGAUACUACAAACCAGUGAAAGAAGGAGUCAUCUCCUCCGACGGCGAACGCACGAUCCUCAUCGGCGAAUCCGGCGUCUCCUACCAGCUCCCCGGCGCUCCCUUCGAGUUUCAGUUCAGCUACUCGGAGACUCCCAAGGCUAAACCGGUGGGGAUACGCGAGCCUGCGUUCAUGCCGUUCGCGCCGCCGACGAUGCCGAGGCCGUGGACGGGGAAGGCGCCGCUGAAGAAGGCGAAGAAGAAGGUUCCGCUGUUCGAUUCGUUCGAUCCGCCGCCGGAGGGGAAGGCGGGCGUUAAGCGUGUGGAGAUGCCUGGGCCGUUUCCGUUUGGGAGGUAUCCGAAGGAGGGGAUGAUGACGAGGGAGGAGGUUCUUGGGGAGCCGUUGAAGAAGUGGGAGAAAGGGAUGUUGGUUAAGCCUCAUAUGCAUGAUAACCGUCAGGUUAAUUUGGGGAGAGAUGGGUUUACGCAUAACAUGUUGGAGCUGAUACAUUCGCAUUGGAAGAGACGGCGUGUUUGCAAGGUUCGCUGCAAAGGUGUUCCCACCGUGGAUAUGGAUAAUGUGUGUCGUGUUCUUGAGGAAAAAACAGGAGGAGAGAUCAUUCACAGGGUUGGAGGUGUCGUGUAUCUCUUCAGGGGAAGAAAUUACAACUACCGCACACGUCCUCAGUACCCAUUGAUGCUGUGGAAACCAGCAGCUCCUGUUUAUCCAAAGCUUAUUCAAGAAGUUCCUGAAGGAUUGACCAAAGAUGAAGCUCGUGAGUUCAGGGUGAAGGGCAAGUCUCUUAAGCCCAUAUGCAAGCUCUCUAAAAAUGGAGUCUACGUGUCGCUGGUCAAAGAUGUUAGGGAUGCCUUCGAACUGAGUCCCUUGGUGAAAGUUGACUGCCCAGGUCUUGAACCAAGUGACUAUAAGAAAAUAGGCGCUAAGCUUAAGGAGUUAGUUCCUUGUGUGCUUCUAUCGUUUGACGAUGAGCAAAUACUCAUGUGGAGAGGACGAGAUUGGAAGUCGCGGUUUCUAGACUAUCCUUUAACUCCAAUCCCCUCUGAGACCAACAUAGCAGAUGAUGCAGACAAAACCAUUGAAGAACAAACAGUGUCUGAUCAGAAUUCAGUGAUCUCAAGCCCCAAAAUGAUCUCACUCUGGAAACGAGCCGUGGAAUCGUCUAAAGCAGUAAUCCUGGAAGAGCUUGAUCUCACUCCAGACGUUCUAUUGGAGAAGGUGGAAGAGUUUGAAGGCACCUCGCAGGCUGCAGAACACACUUUCACAGCCUUGGUCUUGCCGGGAAACGACGGUGCCGAGGAUUACGUAGAUGACGAGGACCGUCCUGAGGAGUAUAGUGACAUAGACGAUGACUUUGACGACGAGUGUUCUGAUGAUGAUGAGUCGUUUGAACCGGUGCGUCCAGAGGGAUCUUUGCCCGUUGACAAGAUAGUUAGGAAGCUGAGGGAGAAACUAAAGUAGAGCCAGAAGUGUUUUAACUGUAAUUUCAUCUUUUGUUUCGUGUAUAUUGUCGAUAUUUAAAACAUACUAAAAACAGUCCCAUAAGAAAGUGGUUGCAUAUUGUCUCUC